AUGCAAGCAGAGUACCACACCGUACUCUACCUACAUCUAAGUCGGAUGCAAUUAGCCGGCUUCAACCUCAAGGCUGAUAUUGUCCGUCUGUUCACGGGUCUCUGUACGAUCCAUACAGCGUAUAACUGUACUUUGUUAAUCCGUGGUCCGAUCGGAUCUGAAGCAGCUUCACUCAGUUUGGGUCUCAUGAACUCAUCUGGUCGAAAGGCGCUAGCAAGGACAGAGGGUGUUGUAAAACUCAGACGUAUAGGGGAUCAACGACCGGAGCACUAUCGCCUCGGAAGGCGAAACGUUGCUGUGAAAUGA
Molecule: messenger RNA, 306 nt
Organism: Morchella importuna
Lineage: Eukaryota; Fungi; Ascomycota; Pezizomycetes; Pezizales; Morchellaceae
Exons: 8
Coding region: 1-306 (101 amino acids)
Source: RefSeq, a predicted model, not a curated record